AUGGCUGAUUCUUGCGAAUAUCGUAUCUUCAACAGCCCUAGUGGCGAGUUCCAUCCGCCAAUACCGUUCUUCAAGUUCAUUCCAGAGGUCGCGAGAUAUUUCGAGUCCCGCAACAUGAAUGCUGAUGUGGGGGGACAGGUAACGGAAGAUAGUAUGGUAGGCCUCGGCUUCGCGGCGCGACCAUUCACGGUGGCGCUCGAACGCCUGGACCUCCAAUUCGAGGCGCGCUUCGACGGCUCGCUGCCUGACCGCCCCGCUGAGACAGUCGGGACGUUGGAGAUCGCCCGACACGACAUCCCAGACCUCGCUUUUAGGUAG
Molecule: messenger RNA, 318 nt
Organism: Penicillium angulare
Lineage: Eukaryota; Fungi; Ascomycota; Eurotiomycetes; Eurotiales; Aspergillaceae
Exons: 2
Coding region: 1-318 (105 amino acids)
Source: RefSeq, a predicted model, not a curated record